Molecule: messenger RNA, 4901 nt
Organism: Gavialis gangeticus (Gharial)
Lineage: Eukaryota; Metazoa; Chordata; Crocodylia; Gavialidae
Gene: SLIT3
Product: slit guidance ligand 3
Exons: 36
Coding region: 109-4647 (1512 amino acids)
Biological process (GO): axon guidance; negative chemotaxis
Molecular function (GO): calcium ion binding; Roundabout binding; heparin binding
Source: RefSeq, a predicted model, not a curated record
GGCGCCCGUGUGAGCCGCGGCGGCGGAGCGGGGAUGGUGGGCGCCGCGCUGCCCUGAGCGGUGGCGGGACGUCCCCCGCUCGCCGGAGCCGCUGUCCCGCCGGAGACCAUGGUGCCCGGAGCCUUUCUGUGCGUGGGGCUGGCGCUGAGCGUGUGGGGCCGCGCGGCCGGCUGCCCGCACAAGUGUACCUGCAGCGCCGCCGCCGUGGACUGCCACGGCCUGGGGCUGCGAGCCGUGCCGAGGGACGUGCCCCGGAGCGCCGAGAGACUUGAUUUAGAAAAAAAUAAUAUCACAAGAAUUGCUAAGACAGACUUUUCUGGGCUGAAGAACCUCCGUGUUUUGCAUUUGGAAGAAAAUCAAAUCAGUGUGAUAGAACGUGGAGCUUUUCAGGAUCUAAAGCAACUUGAACGGCUGCGUCUGAACAAGAAUAAAUUACAGGUACUUCCUGAGCUGCUUUUCCAGAAUACACAGAAGUUAACCAGAUUAGAUCUAAGUGAAAACCAGAUAAAAGGAAUCCCCAGAAAGGCCUUUCGAGGAAUCAUCGAUGUGAAGAACUUGCAACUGGACAACAACCAGAUCAGCUGCAUUGAAGAUGGAGCCUUCAGAGCCCUGCGUGACUUGGAGAUUCUUACUCUCAACAAUAACAACAUCACCCGCAUCCCUGUUACCAGCUUCAACCAUAUGCCAAAGAUCAGGACACUGCGGCUUCACACAAAUUUCCUGCAUUGUGAUUGCCACCUGGCGUGGCUGUCUGACUGGCUGCGUCAGAGGCGCACUAUUGGGCAGUUCACGUUCUGUGUAACACCUGGGAACAUGCGGGGUCAGCUUGUGGUGAAUGUUCAGAAGAAGGACUUUGUCUGCUCUGGUUCCCAGUCUGAGCCACCAUCCUGCAGUGCCAGUUCCAUCACUUGCCCAUCUGCUUGCACCUGUAGCAACAAUGUUGUGGACUGUCGAGGAAAAGGCUUAACAGAAAUUCCUGCUAACCUACCAGAGGAUAUUUGGGAAAUACGCUUGGAACAGAACUUCAUCAAAGCCAUUCCCCCAGGAGCUUUUUCGCAGUACAAGAGACUUAAGAGAAUAGACAUCAGCAAGAAUCAAAUAUCUGACAUUGCUCCUGAUGCAUUCAAAGGCUUGAAAUCUCUCAACUCAUUAGUGCUCUAUGGAAACAAGAUCACAGAGAUUCCCCUGGGCCUUUUUGAUGAUCUUGUCUCUUUGCAGUUGCUGCUUCUCAAUGCCAAUAAGAUCAACUGCCUGAGGGUAAACACGUUCCAAGGUCUGCAUAAUCUCAACCUGUUAUCUCUUUAUGACAACAAACUACAGACCAUCAGUAAAGGGCUCUUUGCACCUCUCCGAUCGAUCGAGACUCUACAUUUAGCUCAGAAUCCAUUUGUGUGCGACUGCCAUUUGAAGUGGCUGGCUGAUUACCUGAAGAAUAAUCCGAUAGAAACCAGCGGCGCUCGAUGCAGCAAUCCGCGUCGCCUUGCCAACAAACGAAUCGGUCAGAUCAAGAGCCACAAGUUCCGCUGCUCAGGUUCAGAGGAUUUCAGAAGUAAAUUCAGUGGAAAGUGCUUCAUGGACCUUGUCUGUCCUGAAAAGUGUCGCUGCGAGGGAACAAUUGUGGACUGUUCCAACCAAAAACUUAGCCGAUUACCCAGUUACCUUCCUGAAUAUACAACAGACCUGCGUCUCAAUGACAAUGAUAUCUCAGUUUUGGAAGCAACUGGACUCUUUAAGAAAUUGUCCAAACUAAGGAAAAUAAACCUGACAAACAAUAAGAUCAAGGAGAUCCGUGAAGGCACAUUUGAUGGGGCAUCCGGGGUGCAGGAACUGAUUUUGACACAGAAUCAGCUGGAAUCUGUGCAUGGACGAAUGUUUAGGGGCCUCACAGGACUCAAGACAUUGAUGCUGCGGAACAACUUAAUCAGCUGUAUAAGCAAUGACACCUUUGCAGGGCUAAGCUCAGUGAGGUUACUCUCACUAUAUGACAAUCACAUCAGUACCCUCACACCAGGAGCCUUCAAUACACUUGUCUCUUUGUCCACAAUUAAUUUGCUGUCCAACCCUUUUAACUGUAACUGCCACCUGGCAUGGCUAGGAAAAUGGCUGAUGAGGAAGAGAGUUGUCAGUGGAAAUCCCCGUUGCCAGAAGCCUUUUUUCUUAAAAGAUAUUCCAAUUCAAGAUGUGGAUGCCAAGGACUUCACCUGUGACAGUAAUGAUGAAAGCAGCUGUCUCCUUUCUCCUCCUUGUCCUGCCCAGUGUACCUGCAUGGAUUCAGUGGUACGCUGCAGCAAUAAAGGUCUGAAGAUCCUGCCCAAAGGCAUCCCCAAGGAUGUGACUGAACUAUACCUGGAAGGAAAUCAUUUAACAGCUGUACCAAAGGGACUGUCCAGCUUCAGGCACCUCACACUGAUUGACUUGAGCAACAACAGCAUCAGCAUGUUGGCCAAUUACACCUUCAGCAACAUGACUCAGCUAUCAACACUGAUCUUGAGCUAUAACAGACUCCGGUGCAUUCCAGUCCAUGCAUUUAAUGGGCUCAAGUCUCUUCGAGUGCUAACUCUUCAUGGUAACGACAUUUCCAGCGUUCCAGAAGGUUCCUUCAAUGACCUUGUGUCCCUUUCACAUCUGGCUCUAGGUACCAACCCCUUGCACUGUGACUGCAGCCUGCGCUGGCUUUCUGAAUGGGUGAAAGCAGGGUACAAAGAGCCUGGGAUUGCACGCUGCAGUGGGCCAGACAACAUGGUAGACAGGCUGCUGCUUACCACACCAACCCACCACUUCCAGUGCAAAGGGCCAGUAGAUAUCAAUAUUGUUUCCAAGUGUAACCCUUGUCUGUCUGGUCCAUGUAAGAACAAUGGGACAUGCAAUAAUGAUCCAGUGGAGUUUUACCGGUGCACUUGCCCAUCCAGCUUCAAGGGUCGAGACUGCAGUAUGCCCAUUAAUGCCUGCAUUCAGAAUCCAUGCCAGAAUGGAGGGACUUGCCAUCUCACUGAGACAAAUAAAGAUGGAUUCAGCUGUUCUUGUCCUCUGGGAUAUGAGGGGGAGAGAUGUGAAGUAAACCCAGAUGACUGCGAAGAUAAUGAUUGUGAAAACAACUCUACAUGUGUGGAUGGGAUCAACAACUAUGUCUGUCUCUGCCUGCCGAACUACACAGGUGAGCUUUGUGAUGAGGUGAUUAACCAUUGUGUUCCUGAGCUAAACUCUUGUCAGCAUGAGUCCAAAUGUCUCUCCCUUGCCAGAGGAUUCAGAUGUGAAUGCCUACCAGGCUAUAGUGGCAAACACUGUGAAACUGAUGAUGAUGACUGUGUGGGCCAUAAAUGUCGCCAUGGUGCUGUGUGUGUAGAUGCAGUCAAUGGCUACACCUGUGUCUGUCCCCAGGGAUUCAGUGGACUCUUCUGUGAAAAUCCUCCGCCAAUGGUUCUGCUGCAGACCAGCCCUUGUGAUAACUAUGAAUGCCAGAAUGGGGCUCAGUGCAUUGUUGUGCACAAUGAGCCAGCCUGCCGCUGCCUGGCUGGUUUUGCUGGCCAGAAGUGUGAAAAACUCAUCACCGUCAAUUUUGUUGGGAAAGACUCCUACGUUGAGCUGCCAUCAGCCAAAAUCCGUCCUCAGGCAAACAUCUCCCUCCAGGUAGCAACAGAUAAAGACAAUGGCAUCCUGUUAUACAAAGGUGACAAUGAUCCUUUGGCUUUGGAGUUAUACCAAGGACAUGUGAGGCUUAUCUAUGACACAGUGAACUCUCCACCUACUACAGUAUACAGUGUGGAAACAGUAAAUGAUGGGCAGUUUCACAGCGUGGAGCUGGUAAUGCUGAACCAGACUCUGAACUUGGUUGUGGAUAAAGGAACCCCCAGAAGUCUUGGCAAACUGCUGAAACAACCCUCAGUCAACCUCAACACCCCUCUCUACAUUGGAGGGAUCCCAACAUCUACAGGGCUGUCUUCAUUGCACCAUGGACCUGAUAGGAUGCCAAAUGGCUUUCAUGGAUGUAUCCACGAUGUCCGAAUUAAUAAUGAGCUGCAGGAUUUUAAGGAUCUACCACAGCAGUCAUUAGGAGUCCUUCCUGGCUGCAAAUCCUGUAACAUCUGCAAGCAUGGCAUCUGCCGGUCUCUAGAGAAGACAAGUGUUAUCUGUGAAUGCCACCCAGGCUGGACAGGUCCACUCUGUGACCAAGAAAUUGGAGACCCCUGCCUUAACAACAAGUGUCUUCAUGGCAAAUGCACAGCCACCAACUUUGCUUACACAUGUAAGUGUACAGAGGGUUACUCUGGCAUGUACUGCGACAAGAAGAACAACUCCUCAAACCCCUGCAGAAUUCUGAAAUGCAACCACGGGCAGUGUAAAUUUUCAGAACGUGGGGAACCUUACUGCGAGUGUGAUCCUAACUAUAGUGGAGAGCACUGUGACAGAGAGAAUCUAUGCCAAGGUGAGAUCAUUAGAGAGGUAAUCCAUAAGGAGCAAGGCUACACAUCAUGCGUUACUACCUCUAAAGUGCCCCGCAUGGAAUGUCAUGGCACCUGUAGUAAUGGCCAGUGUUGCGUUCCCCUCCGGAGCAAAAGGCGAAAAUACAUCUUUCAGUGUGCAGAUGGAUCCUCCUUCAUGGAAGAAUUGGAGAGACAUGUGGAAUGUGGUUGUUCAAAAUGCUUAUAAGCCAUUUUUUGGUCUCUUGCCACUUUAAUCGACUCAGAAGUGAUAUCAAAAUGGGACCUAUUUACUUGCAGAGUGAAGAAGAAGAAAAGAAUAUUAAGUAUAUUGUAAAAUAAACAAAAAAUAGAACUUAUUUUUAUUAUGGAAAGUGACUAUUUUCAUCUUUUAUUAUAUAAAGUAUCACACCGUUUUGGGUAUAUGUAUCAUAUAGUGAGUUAUUUUUACCAUGAAUCUUUUUUAACAGUUGUAAAAAAAAA